AUGCCAUCUUUUCAUAAAUUGCGAGGUAAAAUUCUCAACAAUAUAGUUAGAGAUGUGAAGAUAUAUUGUGAUGAACUAAAAUUGAGCUGGAAAGCUACAGGAUGCAGUGUAAUGGCAGAUGGGUGGACAGACAUCAAGAACAGAACAUUGGUAAACUUCCUUGUAUAUUGCCCUCUUGGUACUAUGUUCUUAAAAUCUGUUGAUUUGUCUGAUACUCCUAAGACUGCUGAUGUGUUGCUUGGGAUUUUUGAUAAAGUUAUAGAAGAAGUUGGGCCUGAAAAUGUCGUACAAUUUAUCACUGAUAAUGCAGCAAAUUAUAAAGCUGCAGGUGAAAUGUUAGCAGCACGAUAUGGGACAUUUUAUUGGAGUCCAUGUGCUGCUCACUGUGUAAAUCUUAUGCUUCAGGAUCUUGGUGAAAGAGAUGAUAUGAAGUUGACAGUUCAUAGAUGCCAAGAAAUCACGAAGUUUAUUUAUAAUCAUGCUUAUGUCUUGAAUUUGAUGAGGAAAUUCACAAAUGGGGCUGAAUUGAUUCGACCUGCACAAACACGGUUUGCUACAAAUGUUUUGACUGUGCAGGGUAUAGUCAAGCAAAGAACUUCUAUCAGGCAGAUGUUUUCAAGUGAUGAUUGGGCUGCAUAUCCACAUGCCUAUAAAAGAAAGGCAACGACAGUUGUGGAUACCAUCUUCGAUGCUGACUUUUGGGAAUCAUGUGUGCACUUAUUGAAGAUUUGUGUACCUCUAGUGAAAGUCCUCAGAUUAGUUGAUAGUGAAGAUAGACCUUCUAUUGGAUAUUUAUAUGAGUCUAUGGACAGAGCCAAGGAGGCCAUUAGAGAUAAUAUGAAGGGGAAAAAGAAGUUGUAUAUGCCUAUAUGGAAGAUUAUAGAUGAAAGGUGGUCAGGACAAUUUCAUCGCCCACUUCAUGCAGCAGCCUACUACCUAAAUCCUGCUAUUAGAUAUCUUCCCACUUUUAAGAAGGACAGAGAGGUCGAGUAUGGCAUGUUGGAUUGUAUUGAUGUAUUAGUAAGUGAUAGUAAAGAACAAGACGCUAUCCAUAUGUCGAUCAACAAAUAUGAUACGACUUCUGGUACCAUGGCGAGAGACACAGCAGUUCGAUGCAGGACAACUAUGCGUCCAGAUUUGUGGUGGGAAAGGUUUGGGCCUGAUUGCCCAGAAUUAAGGAAGCUUGCAAUUAGAAUCCUCAGCCAAACAUGUAGUGCAACUGGAUGUGAAAGAAAUUGGAGUGUAUUUCAACACAUCCACAGUAAGAAGAGGAACAAGCUGGAACAUAAAAGGUUGAAUGACCUUGUUUACGUUCGUUACAAUAUGAAGUUGAGACAAAGGUAA
Nymphaea colorata (pocket water lily) is the source of this 1344-nucleotide messenger RNA. RefSeq lists its product as uncharacterized. The record is from RefSeq and is a predicted model, not a curated record. The transcript has 2 exons. Lineage: Eukaryota; Viridiplantae; Streptophyta; Magnoliopsida; Nymphaeales; Nymphaeaceae. The coding region runs from base 1 to 1344 and encodes 447 amino acids. Gene Ontology annotation, molecular function: protein dimerization activity.